AAAGGCAUCCUCCUUCCCACCCCAAACCGAAAAGCUUCCACUUCCAGCUCCAGCUGCAGCGGGGCAUCACCAGUUCACCACCACGCUUUGACCUCCAUCCAGCCCAUUGCCCAAUCCCCCAAGCAUCCAUCCCCCACCUCCCCUCCCCUAUAAAAUCUCCUCUGCCUCCGAUUCGCCACCUAAAGGAGGCGCCUUUCCCCAAAUCCACCGCCGAGAAAGGGAGGACCCGCUCCUCGGACGGUGUUCCCGUUCCGGCCAGUCUACUCUACUCUAGUCUGCUCUUUCUUGCGGCCGCGAUGGAGGGCAGGGCCGGCGGUGGUAGGGACUACAUUGCCAGCCUGCUGAGCUCGGCGCCGAGGCUCGACUUCGGCGCGCUCGGAGCCGUGCCGGCGAUGCUCGACAGCGCCGCGGCGGGGGCCGACGGCGGGGAGGACUGUCUCGAGAGGUUCUGCGGCGACCCGGGGUUCGCGGAGCGCGCGGCGCGGCUGUCCAGCUUCAGCGGGCAGCGCUUCGCCGGCGCCGCCGCGGCCGCCGCGGGGCUCUUCGGGCUGCCGCCGCCGGCGCCCGCCGCGAGCAACGGCGAGUUCGCCGGCUCCCGGGAGGCGUCGUCGGUGUCUGACCCGGCGUCAGCCAUGAGGGACGCCAAUGCCAAGAAGAGGAAGGCGCCCGCGGCGGCCAAAGGCAAGGGCAAGGAGGCCUCUGCCCAGGCUGGGGAGCAGAAGGAUCCGGAUGCCAAGAGGUGCAAGACGGAGGGCGCCGAGGGGAAGGAUGAGAGCCCCGUGAAGCCCAAGCCGGAGCAGGCCGGGAGCGACAGCUCCGUUGAGGACGGCGGCGGGCAGAAGCCGGGGAAGGGGAAGAAUGCCAAGCCGGUGGAGCCCCCCAAGGACUACGUCCAUGUCCGGGCCAGGAGAGGGCAGGCCACUGACAGCCACAGCCUCGCAGAGAGGGUGAGAAGAGAGAGGAUCAGCCAGAGGAUGAAGGUUCUCCAGGACCUGGUGCCAGGAUGCAACAAGGUGAUUGGCAAGGCACUCAUGCUUGAUGAAAUCAUAAACUACGUGCAAUCGCUGCAACGGCAAGUCGAGUUCCUCUCGAUGAAGCUCGCAACUGUGAAUCCACUUGACUUCAGUAACCUGCCUACCCUCCUGCAAAAAGAUAUCUUCCAAGCCUGUGGCCCUUCAGCGAGUUCAGUCUUCUCCCUGGAAAGCUCCAGCUCAGGUUUUCCAUUCAGCGAUCAAGGAGACGUCUUCCAGUCGUUUGUUCCGAACGGGUUGGAGAACCAGUGCGGCCUGAACCCGCUGGACCUGGCUCUGUCUCAGGCGACCAACGCGCAGUACGCGUUUCAGGAUGGAACUGCCAGCACAAACUUGCAGCAAAGGAACUUCUGGGAGGAGGAUCUGCAGAGCGUUUUCCACAUCGACAACGGGCAGAGCCAGGAGAAUGGCGUCUCAGCACAGAGCUUUCACGGUCAAUUACAAGCGGGGCACAUGAAGAUGGAGUUCUAAUCAGGGUAGAGACGCCCACCGACCAGCCCCCGAGGGAAUGAUUUGUACAUAGCAGAAAAACCUAAGUACAACAUCAGUGGCAGCAGCGGCGACGAGUGAAGCUCUGAAUCUAACAGUCUGUGUAGUGUGUAGGCCCUUGAAGACGAAUCCCUUUGCCAUCAUCCUUCCUGGCGCUGUAAUUCUUUUUCAUAUUUUCCCCGCGAUUAGUAUUCUCAAGAUAGCAGUAACAGCCAUCAUCUGAUAGUUUAAUUAAUUUGUGUAUAAGAAGAAUACUCCUAUGGUGCAGAACAUCAUUACAUUACUGGCACCAGGUUCCUAA
Molecule: messenger RNA, 1821 nt
Organism: Setaria italica (foxtail millet)
Lineage: Eukaryota; Viridiplantae; Streptophyta; Magnoliopsida; Poales; Poaceae
Product: transcription factor bHLH78
Exons: 8
Coding region: 297-1502 (401 amino acids)
Biological process (GO): regulation of DNA-templated transcription
Cellular component (GO): nucleus
Molecular function (GO): DNA-binding transcription factor activity; protein dimerization activity
Source: RefSeq, a predicted model, not a curated record